This is a messenger RNA of Bactrocera latifrons, 1874 nucleotides long. It is a transcript of the gene betaTub60D, whose product is annotated as tubulin beta-3 chain. The record is from RefSeq and is a predicted model, not a curated record. Gene Ontology annotation, molecular function: GTP binding; GTPase activity; structural constituent of cytoskeleton. Gene Ontology annotation, biological process: mitotic cell cycle; microtubule cytoskeleton organization. The transcript has 4 exons. The coding region runs from base 359 to 1723 and encodes 454 amino acids. Lineage: Eukaryota; Metazoa; Arthropoda; Insecta; Diptera; Tephritidae. Gene Ontology annotation, cellular component: microtubule; cytoplasm.
CAUUCCACACAUGAUCAGUUCAGUUUCGUACGUCGAGUUGUAACCAAGUGCUUUGCCCACAACUGUUCCGUGCUCUGUUCCAACAUUUAGAUCAAAGUAUUACCGGAGUUUCUUUGUGCGCAGGAUAUUCCAAGAAUUGUGUAUCUACAAAUCCAUACUAAUUAAAAUUAAACCAAACGGGUGUGUGGUCCGAAAAUUGAAUCGAGUAAAAUUUAAUUGAAAAUCUGCCAAGAAGCGUCGAGGAUUUUCACAGGCGCAUUCGAAUUUCUGAUUGCAGGAACACAAAGCAAUAAAAAGAGCACUUAAACGUGAAUUCGCGAGUUUCCUGUUGAAGCUAAAUAAAUACAAUUUUAACGAAAUGAGGGAAAUCGUGCACUUGCAAGCCGGUCAAUGUGGCAAUCAAAUCGGUGCUAAGUUUUGGGAGAUCAUCUCAGAGGAACAUGGAAUCGACAGCAAUGGAAUUUACAAUGGCGACAGCGAUUUACAAUUGGAACGUGUCAGCGUUUAUUACAAUGAAGCUUCAGCUGUGACGCGUUCCUCUGGUGGAAAAUAUGUGCCCCGUGCCAUUCUUCUCGAUCUUGAGCCAGGUACCAUGGAAUCGGUGCGCUCCGGCCCCUAUGGGCAACUUUUUCGUCCAGACAACUUCGUAUUUGGUCAGUCGGGAGCCGGUAAUAAUUGGGCCAAAGGUCAUUACACGGAAGGUGCGGAACUGGUGGAUAAUGUGUUGGAUGUAGUGCGUAAAGAAUGCGAGAACUGUGACUGCUUGCAGGGCUUUCAAUUAACUCACUCAUUGGGUGGAGGCACUGGCUCUGGUAUGGGCACAUUACUCAUUUCAAAAAUACGUGAAGAGUAUCCGGAUCGUAUAAUGAAUACCUACUCGGUAGUACCUUCACCCAAGGUAUCCGACACUGUUGUUGAGCCAUAUAAUGCCACUCUCUCCAUACAUCAGUUGGUGGAAAAUACUGAUGAGACCUAUUGCAUUGACAACGAGGCACUCUAUGACAUUUGUUUUCGCACAUUAAAGGUAUCUAACCCAAGUUAUGGCGAUCUCAAUCAUCUCGUAUCUCUGACUAUGUCCGGUGUGACCACAUGCUUACGUUUCCCUGGUCAAUUGAAUGCUGAUCUUCGCAAGCUAGCUGUGAACAUGGUACCCUUUCCACGUCUGCAUUUCUUUAUGCCCGGAUUUGCGCCGCUCACUUCGCGUGGUUCUCAACAAUAUCGAGCUCUGACCGUACCCGAGUUGACACAACAAAUGUUUGACGCCAAAAACAUGAUGGCCGCCUGUGAUCCUCGACAUGGCCGAUAUUUGACUGUCGCUGCCGUUUUCCGUGGCCGUAUGUCCAUGAAGGAGGUCGACGAACAAAUGUUAGCGGUGCAAAAUAAGAAUAGCUCCUACUUUGUUGAAUGGAUACCGAAUAAUGUGAAGACGGCGGUAUGUGACAUCCCACCCAAGGGAUUGAAGAUGUCCUCAACCUUUAUUGGUAACACAACCGCCAUACAAGAGUUAUUCAAGCGUAUUUCAGAACAAUUUUCGGCAAUGUUCAGGCGCAAAGCUUUCUUGCAUUGGUACACAGGCGAGGGUAUGGAUGAGAUGGAGUUUACCGAAGCGGAAAGUAAUAUGAAUGAUUUGGUGUCCGAGUACCAACAAUACCAGGAGGCCACCGCUGACGAUGAAUUCGAUCAGGAUAUGAAUCAAGAGGAGGUAGAGGGCGAUUGUAUUUAAUGUUGAGACCAGAGGAAUGAGGAGCGUGCGGAGUGCGGCGGGAAAGAGGGGAAUAACAACAUUAACUUUACGAGAACGCCUAUGGCUAMCGAGAAUACAUUUCGAUUGGCGAGAGAGAUAUGAUAACUGCAAAAUUCUUUAAGACACUGAA